CAUAUGUCGCUGUCAUGUUGCAAUGGCCAUCUUCCCCAACCACGCCAACGCGACGUUUGGGAGAGACGGUGAGCGUUGUAAGCAUUGGACAGCUUACGGUGGCGCCAGAGGAUCCUCCACUUCCACCCAGUCGGCGUUGGACACUAGGAGCCACAAAGCAUGCCCUGGGGGGAAGGUCAGUCCUCGAACCGAUCGAAAACUCUGCGAAAGCUUGUUCUCGCCGUACUUCGGACGAAAUAUGUUUGGUAUCAUUAAGCGGAAGCAGGCACUCGUCCAGGGGCUGCUUGCCACCUUUGGAUGUAGAUGCUUCAGAUUUAGAAGAACGCCGCAUCAAGGGCUGUCGCGGGGCCUCUGAGUAUUUGCAAAGGCAAAGCCGCAGACAUGAGCUCAGCACUCAUGAGCAAUUUUUUGUGAAGGAGAGCUUUCAGCGUUUCAAGUCAGGUGCAGAGAUGAACUGCAGUGAUCUUUAUGAUGUUCUCGACCAUCUUGGAUACUUGGGCAUCACUGAGGAAGCUGCUACCUCUCUAGCAAAAGAGGUGUCUCGUUUUUCCACAUUAGAUUGGAAGGAGCUGCUCAAAGUUGUGGAGUGUGCUGGACCAUGGGAAUACGAACAGUUGCAGGUGACCUUUAAGGCACAUUCGACUGACUUGGCUGAUGGCUCAACGUUUGUUCAUGUGGCCAGACUUCCACUUCUUCUGCAUGAUCUCGGGCUAUCUUCGGAUUGGCAAGCCAUUCGUGAAAGCAUUAUGGAAGCGUUGGGACUGGAUAUACAACAGCAACCGCAGAUCCAAUCUAGCGAUUCAGAAGUUUCUGGGGAUGACAACAGCUUCCAGUUCUCAUUGGAACAAAUCAAUCUGAUUUUGGCGACACAUCGUGCAGCUCAAUGCUCCUCGUCCACUCUGCUCAAGUGUGCUGAGACUUUAUUUCUCUCUGUAGCUCGAGUCAGCACACUGAGCCAGCGCCCUGAAGUCAGCAUUCAUCGAGUCCCAGAGCUUUUGCAUCGACUGCAUGAAUACGAUGUGUCCGACAGUGUCCGUGAGAUAUGUCGUCGGCUGCGCAGCGGCGAUCUGAUGAGUGACGCCAGCGAUGCGUCAGGAGAUGAAGAUCUGCAGCUGUCUCACACUAUGGCAUUCAGUGAAUUUUUGAUCUGGAUGCGGCGGAUGCGGUGCUUGGAGCUUGGGAAACAUUGGGAGAGGUAUCAGAAGGUGGCAACAAGCGCUGGCUUGGUUCCUGCAACGGAGCUGUCUACUUUGGUGCCAGGGUUGCCACCAUUUCUGGAGCUUCAAGAAGAGCUUUUCGCUGAACUCGGGCUGGAGCACACUGAUCAUCUCAGCUUCGAAGUACUGGAUUGCCUUAGAAGGCAUUGUGCAUUGGUGAAGGAUCUGUCAACAGAGGAGGCACGAUACUUCAGCGGCGUUUUUAGCCAAUUCCAGUCAGAAGAUCAAGUAGGUUUUGUUGACCGAGCAGAUUGCCUUUGUAUCUUCCGCUACAUGGGAUUUGGCUUGAACAGCGACGAAAUCUAUUCCUUGCUGUUGGAUGCUAAAGCUGCUGGUCAUCGCCUACUGAGUCUUGCCGACUUCUUGAAUAUGAUAAGGGCAUGCCGCUCGAGGCAAAGAGGGAUGAUAAGAACUGCAUAUGAGAUGAAUGCCCAGUUGCCUGCUCGGAGUUUCGAGAAAUGUUCAGAUCCUUUCCCACAUCUGAUGCAGCAAACUGAUGCGGCAAGGGAAAUGGGCUUUUCUGAUCUCAGCGACUUCGAGGAGACAGGUUCUGCCUUGACAAUGUCUGACGAUGAGGACUCUCCAAAGGAGCUCAUUUUUGGCCGACGGCAGAGCAAUGAAAGCUCGCGAGCAGCUUUCAGAAGGCGCAGCAGUGUGAAACAGGAAGGCACUGCAAAGAAGGUGUUGCAAGGAGAAGGGCUAGUGGUGCCGCAAGGGGCCUUGGAGGCAUUGGGUUCCCUUGGCUGGUCAAUGGAAGAGGAUGCCUUGGAGGAGGGCCUAACUCGGAUUGGUCUUCAGAACUACAGACUCUUGAGUUUGGAAGACUUCAUGAACCUGGUCAAGCUUCUGCGCGAAGAGGAGGCCGCCCAAAAGCAACGACAAGCUGGCUGGACUGUAUCCGAGGCACAGGACAUUCUGUGUCUCUUCGAAGCUCAUGGAGGAUCUUCAAUGUGCUCCUUGGACGAGGAGGAUUUAGAGCAUCUCCUGCUGGAUCUAGACGUCCGGAAGGGCUUUGAAGAGCAAAAGCAGCUCUUGGAGAAAGCCCGCUUGCAGAGUGCUGUUGAGGGAGCCACAGAGGUGACUCUUUCCACAUGCUUGUACCUACUUCGCUUCAUCUCGGAGAAAGGCUUGCGCAGUGUCUUUGGCCGGGAAAGUGAGGCUUUUCACGCCGAGGGGUGUUCAGAGGCUGAUGUUGCAGCUUAUCGUCAUUUGUUCCGGCAAAUCAAGAAUGGCGAUCUGUGCGAGAUGCCAGAUACUCCCAGCAGUGGUCUUGUGAGAAGAUCAGAAUCCGGCUUGAAGGUGCCCUUGUUGCCGGGCACCAAAUCGUCCAUGCCUGGAAAGCACAAAAAGAUAAAAAAGAGUAUCAAAAGAGAGUACCCAGUGUUGCUGAAGAAGAUCCAGUCAGCCUUGGCUGUCCCAAGUUCAAUCCAGCAAGUUUCCUGUGCUGCGGUCAUGAAAUUCCUCAGGAAGUUAAGCCAACGCUGUGACGAACGGCUUACACCACUGCAACAGGCAGAUCUGUGGAAGACGAUCGAGGAUUUUAGCUUUUCAAGUCCGAGCCGAGACUUCAUGGAUUUUGCGUCAUUUGUCCGGGUCAUCGGGUGGGUGCGCAGAACAGACUUUGCAAAUAUUCGCCAAGAAUCUGACAAAGUCGGAUCCUUUUGGGCAUUAGCUGAGUCGACGUUGAUACGCUGAGGGAAGAGUUGCAUUAGUUAAGCACGGAAACGAAAGGUGGACUUGUGGAGAGUAGGUAACUCGCUCUCAGCUUCGAAGAAGCUCCUUAAAGAGGAGCAUAAUAGAACACGGAG
This is a messenger RNA of Durusdinium trenchii, 3025 nucleotides long. NCBI's taxonomy places the organism in Eukaryota, Dinophyceae, Suessiales, Symbiodiniaceae. The record is from the annotation of a GenBank genome assembly.